UGACGUACUUUAUGUACGGCCCUUUUACAGCUUCCGUCAUUAUUUCAUCGUCAAUUCUCAAGUUCUCCGAUAGCCCCACCCCCCGUCCCCGUCCUCCCGUAUGUGAGCAGAGUUCAUCUCGUAACAGACGUCACGCCCGAGAAGCGGAACUCCCAGCCGGAUGGCAGGAACGGGGACCAGACCACCGUUGGAGUACAGGGGGGUGAACGUGGAGGCCGUGAUCGCCGGAACCCCCACGACCUGCAAGGUGGCCGUGGAGAUCUCCAACUACUCGAGCCGCACGCUGCACGCGCCCAUAUGGCACAUGGAAAGCGGUGCGGUGGAGUACAGCAUCCCCACCGAGAUUUUGCCGAACGAGAAACGGGCGUGCGGCUUUCGCAAGCGACGGGUCGGCUUGUUCGGCUGCACCGGAGUCCUCGUCUACCGCAUCAAGGAUUCCGACAAGUGCCUGUGCCUCAUGUUCAACAACCCCAACUCGGCAAUCUACAAACGGGAGCUCGCGAUCUCCGUGCAAGACUGGGUGCCUCAGAACACGCCGGCGCAGCUCUACGAGGAGAUGAUGAACCGGAACCUUAAAAACGAAGGCGCCACGUUCUGUAGGUCCGUGGCACUGGCGUCAGAUGUGUCAGUGAAGUGUCCCUCCGCCAUGCUCUCUGUCAACGCCAAGAUGAUCAAUGACAGCGAGUCCAUCGUGUGGCUGAACGUUAUGGAUCAGUCCGCUCAGGCGGUGCAAAUGCAGCUGAAUAUUAAUGCCAAUUUUGGGUUGUACACGAACUUUGGCCAGAAUCCCCAUUACGUAUCUAAGCCUUAAAUCGAUCUUGACUUAGUGCAUAGCACGCUUCACGGUGAAUUGUCACAAGGCGCCUCACGGAUACAGCAAAAGAUAAAUAAAUGAGCAUUCAGAAAAAAGGUCGAUAAUUACACAGCAAAUAAACAAUGAAAACAUUGAAUUGAAAUGCAUUACAAUACUGGGUAUAAUCAUAACAAUAUUUAACAAGCGUACCGUACAUUUGACUUUGAACUAGGAGCCAAACGGGAGGCGCAACAUAUUUCACAUGUAGAGUAAACUCUCUAUUAUCGAGAUUAACUAUCUACCUGAGAUUUUGACACGAAUAAAUAACUCAUGGAUUUUCCCUUAAGCCCAGAUUAAUAUUUGAAAAACAGUUAAACAUUGCUGUUCUUGGAAUGUUAAUUACAAGUGGCGUGCUUAAACCGUGCAAAUAUAUUGCUCCGGUUAACCCGAAAACCACGAGAUCGCCUCUACAGUACAGUAGUUGCCAUAUCUUUACAACAGUGGGGCGGAGUUUGAUUGAUGUUGAUUGGCGUCGCUCUGCUGCUAUCCAAUCAGUGGGCAGAGUCUUCUGCUGAGUGGAAGCAGGGAAGCUGAGCACGCACAUCAUCGAUUGGUCGAUCGUUAGUAUUCGUUCUUAAUUUUCCCUACAUUGGAGGUUUUUGGCAUAGAGAAUCGCGGAAAAGGGUUAUAUUUUUGGAUUAUCCGGGAUUUUGAAUUAUAACACGGCCAUCCUCAUGUGCGGAUAAUUGAGAGUCUACUGUAUUAUCUACCAUACAUAUUUGAAUUGAAAAAAGUUAAAACAAUGCUUUAUUUGUAAUAGCAAAUUUUUAAAUGUCACAGUUUAUAAACGAAUUUUAAAUCACAACAGCGAGGGCAUGAUUUCUUUUGUUCGGGAACAGAGGCACAGUGUGCCGAGUCUGUAACCAUGCGUGAUCACAUUAAAGGUUCAUGAUAUAUUCCUUCAAUUCCCGAGUUAAAGGUUGACGCUGUGUUAUAUGCGCAGAUAAGAAAUCUUUGGAAAUUGGCAAAAUAAAUGUGCAGACAGGCCUCAGGCCUACUUGAUCACACACACCGCCAAUACUUCGCCCGGGCCUAGUUUACUUUGUCCCUCCGCCCGUACCUCCGAUAAGCACAGUUUGACUACGUAUGGUCCGAAAGAAGUUCAACAAACGUACAUAGAUGAUUGUGCACGUUGUUGGGUUUUGUUUUGAUAUUGACACAUUUGUGGAUGGGCUACCGUCCCAGGCGAGAGUACGCAUGGCCACGCCUGAGGUCAGGCCUAGUUGCUUAUGGCCGAGCUCGGGUUAAGUUGGCUGCACACAUAAUGGGGCCUUAGUUGGGCCUCGUGUGGUUUCAAUGUUACAUUGUUAAUUUAGUUUGAGUGUCUGUUACAUUGUUGAAUAUAUUUUAAAGCACAGUAGCGCUCAUGGGCGAUAGCAUUGGUGUAUGAAGGUUUUCUAUUGAGGAUUAGCAUCUUUUCAACAAAGUGCUUGAUUCCUUAUUAAUGGACACUUACAGAUUAUGCAUAAUAUUACGAUUUCUACUUCGUCAUUAUACGAUGGGCGAAUAUAUGUGUGGGUACCCGGGAAAUCAUAUUUUAGUGGAUGAUAUUUCAAUGGCAGUUAAUGUUGCGUUCGUAAUCGUCGAUACACAUGCAGAGGCACGUGCGAGGUGACGAGAGGGAGCGUGCCACGUGCCCGCGAGUCGUGAGACGAUCCGGCGACACGAAGCCGAACCUCGUCUGUGUCGUCAGUCUCUGUGGAAUGUGCAAAGGUGUCAAAUGUACGGUGUUGUGGAGAGGGGGUAAAUAAAACCCAACAACGAUUUCCUGCUCCUAUCAGAGAAGAAAAAUAGCCCCACUGUGAAUGUGCUCUUUUUAUUAAAAAAAUAAAAAUUGUAUUUGCACGUUGAACUUCUUUCGCACC
Petromyzon marinus (sea lamprey) is the source of this 2718-nucleotide messenger RNA. RefSeq lists its product as uncharacterized. The record is from RefSeq and is a predicted model, not a curated record. NCBI's taxonomy places the organism in Eukaryota, Metazoa, Chordata, Hyperoartia, Petromyzontiformes, Petromyzontidae.